Messenger RNA from Uranotaenia lowii, 4556 nucleotides. RefSeq names its product tyrosine-protein kinase Shark (gene Shark). The record is from RefSeq and is a predicted model, not a curated record. Gene Ontology annotation, cellular component: extrinsic component of cytoplasmic side of plasma membrane. Gene Ontology annotation, biological process: protein phosphorylation; cell differentiation; cell surface receptor protein tyrosine kinase signaling pathway. Gene Ontology annotation, molecular function: signaling receptor binding; ATP binding; non-membrane spanning protein tyrosine kinase activity. Lineage: Eukaryota; Metazoa; Arthropoda; Insecta; Diptera; Culicidae. The coding region runs from base 396 to 3740 and encodes 1114 amino acids. The transcript is spliced from 8 exons.
CUGCGUUCGUUCGUCGUCCUUGCCGGAAGUCACCACGCGCAAGAAGAACUUUGUCUGGAAGAAGUUUUUUUUCUGAUUUCAGUGUUUUGCAGGUUAUAUACCUACAGCUUCCAACAUCACCAGGUGCUACUGAUAAAUUGGUGCUGCGUAAAAUUAUGCUGUGUGAAAAUGCCUGUUGAAACGUUGUGAUAACAAACAUCGGACCUUUCGCGACGUUUGGUCAAGUGCAAGUAAUUAACCUCGUUAAUAGGGGGAAUCGUUUCGUCGAGGGAUGAAUAAUAAAUUAACAGAGCAUUAAUUGAACGCAAGUGAUACCUAUCAGUUGUUGGGUGGAAAAGUUCGAAACGGUUGAGGCAUCUUGUGUAACUCAUCAGAACGUGAGCAGCCUAGACAAAAUGCCUCUAAGUGAUUAUGUACUGAUAAAGACUAAAUCCUACAUCAUUAGGAUGAAUCGGGAGGAGAACCUGUGCUGGUUCCAUGGGAAGAUCACUCGUGAUCGUGCCGAGGAGAUCCUGCGACAAGAGAAUGGCGACGGCAUCUUCAUGGUCCGGGAAAGCAACUCGUCCGAGGGUGACUUCGUGCUGUCGGUGCUUUUCCAGAACGAGGUCGUGCACUACCAAAUUCGCCGGCACGGCGACGAUGCAUUCUUCUCCAUCAACGAUCACGAGCCGAUCCACGGGUUGGAUUCGCUGAUCGAGCACUACCGGGAAUCGUCAAGUGGGCUGGUAACGAGACUGCAGGCCAUCUGCCGGCAGGAUCCUCCGCCACCGGACGUUCGACGUCACGGAACGACUAAUCUGUUGCACCGAGCUACCAAGGAGAACAACUACAUCAUCGUGUCCGAGCUACUGAAAUGCGGCUACCGAAACAUUGACUCAAAAAAUCAAGACGGACAGACGGCAGUACAUUUGGCCUGCUUGAAUGCGGACGCCAAAAUUCUUCAGAAACUCAUUGAACGGGGCUCGAACAUCCACAACCGAGAUGCGGAAGGAAACACGCCGUUGCACUACGCUUGUCGGCGGUCGGAUGGACUAGAAAUGGUAGAGCUUUUGGUUGAGGCGGGAGCUAGUCCUCAGGCACGGAAUAAGGACACAGGAUUUGUUCCUUUACAUGAGGCUGCGAUGAAUGGAAACCUUGAUGCAAUAAAAUAUCUGCUUAAUAGACAGAUUCCUCAUAUGCCUCGAACAACGUUUGGUCUCUUGCCCGUAGAUAUGGCAAAGGACAGAGGACACACAGCGGUAGUUGAAUAUCUGACGAACUUUGAACCUUCACCGCCUGCAUCUCAUAAAAAUCAGUGGUACCACGGCACCCUCGAUCGAAACGUUGCGGUUGAAAUUUUGAACGAACACGCUCUUAAAUUGGCUCCCAUUUUGUGCAAAGAUGAUAAAGAAAAUCAUUCCGAUAUUAAGGACGCAUCAGGAGCUUAUUUGGUCCGAUACUCAUCAAAGCAUGGAGUCGAUGUGCUAACGUUGCUCUAUGACGGAGAAGCGAGGCAUUUUAUUAUUCGCAGACAGCAAAACUACCUGUACAUUGAUGAUGGUCCUUUCAUGAAAUCCUUAGAACAUCUCAUAGAACACUACGGUCGUUUUUCUGAUGGAUUACAAAUCAAUUUGAAGUAUCCGGUGCCACCGAAACCUAAACCGCCGAUCCCGCUGUUUUCCACGAUACCAAAAACCAAACCUAGACUAUCGAAUACUUCUGAAGCGUCAUCGCCUUCCAGCGCACGUUUCUCCUCCACCAGUAAUGGAAGUACGUCCUACUUCCGCAAAUCAAGUGACAAUAAUAUCCCAAAGCCCCAACACCCUGCAGCUCCUUCUCGUAACCUUUCGGUCCCGAAUGAUAUUAUUCUCGCACAAAUGAACAAAGUUGGUUUGUUCGACCGGAGUCCCGAUAGAGGGGAAACUACUCCAAAAACAUCGCCCAACAUCGACGAGAGCAAAGCUAAAUCAAACACUUCGACGUUGAAGAAGAAGAAAAACAUCAUCAUAGAUGGUGUUAAAAGUUUGCGUAAAAGCAAACUGCGACAGAAGCCUCCGGCCGACGAGUGCCAACUGAACCGUGAUAGUCUGAUUGCCCACGUCAGCUCUUCCAAGGUGCUACAACAACUUAGUUUUUCAUCCGAUUUUAUCCCGUCAGCCACCUCUCCGGAUCAAUCAGGAGAAGUGUACAACAUACCUAGUAACAAUUGUGCCAUCGUAGACAUCGAUAUUGGAGAACCUCCAGCCAUCCCGUCCAUACACCCAUCCAUACUGAUGGAUAGAAUGAACAACAACAACAACCACAAUGCUCUUGCUGAUCACCCUAGCUCUCCUCCACCGCUGGCGCCAAGGCGAUCGGUGGAUGCCUCGAGUGUAGCUACACCGACCAACUUCCCCACCACGAACUCUCUCGACUAUUUCACCGAAAGUGAUAAAGAUCUGGGCAUCGAUACCAGCCAGCUGGAUAACAGUAACGAGGAAAUCUAUUUCAUUGAUGCACCACCGGCCGUUCCUGCUCCAAGGCCACCAAUUCCUCUGCCAACGGAAAACAAUAAUCUUCCGCCAAAACCAAUGGCUACGAAUUACGUGGCCACUCGGAACAUCCCAAUCAUCAGUAGCCUAUCGGUGGAGGAAUGCGCUUCUCCGACCAGUCCACCACCAGCUCUGCAGCACGCGUUCCGACCUGGUGGACCAUUUGAACGGUUGAACUCGAGCCAAUCGACUACCAGCCGGGAUAGCAUUCAAUCUGGCGACUCGGAAUUCCUCUCCAUUAUCCAGAACCAACAGGAUGAGGAUGCCAAACGUCUCAAUCGAAGCAUUUCCAACCGACCGAACUAUUUCAUUCCCAAAGAAUGCAUCCUUACGCAGAAAAUACUCGGACGAGGCGAGUUCGGUUACGUCUAUCAGGGAUUGUUGGCCCCUUGCCAGUUGGAACCUGGUUCGGACUACCCUGUGCCAGUGACCCGAUCCAGACAGAAUUCGGCUGAAUUUCUACCGGUCGCCAUCAAACAGCUGGUCGAAAGCCACGGAAAAAGAAAUCGGGUAGAUUUCCUGAGGGAAGCCAGUGUGAUGAUUCGAUUGCGGCACCAUUGCAUCGUUAAGCUGAUUGGAAUCUGUAAAGGACCGCCGCUCAUGAUGGUAGAGGAAAUGGUUCCACUGGGAUCGAUGUUGGACUACAUUCUGACGAACAAAAACACCAUCAAUCCCAAGUUGGAACUGAUUAUCUGGGCAGCUCAGAUUGCAUCCGGAAUGCAGUACCUGGAGCAACAUCACUUUGUCCAUCGGGACUUAGCAGCGAGGAACAUUCUGUUAGCAUCACGCUACCAGGCGAAAAUCUCCGACUUUGGGCUUUCACGUGCUAUUGGAGCUGGCGACGAUUACUAUCGGGCCAGUCAAGGUGGAAAGUGGCCUAUCAAAUGGUACGCUCCGGAAAGUUUCAACUACGGAACCUUCUCGCACGCCAGCGAUGUAUGGUCCUUCGGUGUCACAAUGUGGGAAAUGUUCUCGCUCGGAGCGCCCCCGUACCACGAUAUGAAGGGCGUCGAUGUGAUCAAACUGAUCGAGAAUAACCAGCGGCUAGCGCAGCCGGACCUCUGCCCCGAUAAGGUGUUUGAAAUUAUGAAAAGCUGUUGGAACUACAACCCGAAGGCACGGCCAACCUUCAAAUUCUUGACCCGUUUCUUCGCCGACGAUAUCGAGUAUCAAAAUCUGCAGGAGAUGGUCCAAACCGGUCGGGAAAUCAACGCCAAUGUGCUCCGAUAGAUAUCCUUCUUCAAGUAUUAAAACCGUAUGAGCAAAACAGACGUACUGAAACGACAACGGAAACACCGAUAGACAACUCCUAUGAAUGCAAACUAAUUACAUAUUGUUAGGUUCCCACUAUUACUGCUACUGUUCGACUCCACUUUCAAAUUUUUUGUCCUAUUUUAGUAUAACCAUUCAUAUUUAUUUGCCAUCUCUGAAGAAGUGGAUUCAUCAUGCUCAAUAACCUACAUACAUUCAUACAAACGGAACUUUACCUCUUUUAACGCUCUAACGCCAUUCCUUUUUCAUUUUAAAUGGAUAUAUGUUUAAUCUACAGCAAAAGUUUGUGUCAUAUGAAACGAUUAAUUGUUUAUAGUGUACAUCAUCGGGAAGGAAAAACUGACAAAAUUAAAUUAAAAAAAAAAGUAUUUUGGUUUGUCGUGCCUUUCCAAUUUCAGAUUGAUUGUAUUUCUGAGUGUUUUUUAAAACGUAAAGUUAAAGCUGCAAUUGUAAGUUUUAAAAACUAGAUUUCUUUUAAAGUGCUAAUAAAACGGAUAAUGAUUGAAAGAUGAAAAUCAUACUGUUUGUGGUGUGAUCUAAUCACAAACAGGCGUAACACUAUCGUCAUUGCUACGUGAUGGAGCAUAAAACGUAAUACUCAUAAGAGUUUGAUUGCGAUAAUGCCUACAAUGCCUAAGGUUGAAGUUCCGAAGAAAAUAACUACGAAGUGUUACGUGUGUUUGUCUGCGGUCAAACCCAAUAAGAAAUGUGAAUAGUGAGAUUUGUCUGAACAGUCGAUGGAAUGAAUAAAAAAUUAUAACAAAAUUAUUCACA